AUGAGUAUUGCCGCGAAUGCUCCAGUGGCCGUCUCCCAUCAGCACCCAGCUGCCCUAUUCCAGCGAAACGCGUCCUCAGGUUCGAGUAGUAGCUUGAAUUCAGCAGCAGGUGUACAGGCACAUGAGGGUGUCCCCCAACCUCUUCACCCAGCAGUUAUUCACCAAUGUCUUCCCUCAAUCGACACCUUUAGCCUGCCUCCGCCACAUACGCAGUCGCGUGGGCCACCUGCUUUGACAAAUCUCACUCGUAUAAGUCCUAAAUCUUCUAAUUUGAGAAAGGAUUUUGACGAACACGAUACUCUAAGACCUGGCAAAACGGAUUCCGGCGCUAAGGCUCCAGAUAAGCCAACAACCCAUCCACUUGACACACCAGCAGGUACUUGCAGUGCCCAGACCUUGGGAGUGGAGUCCUUUAAUGGUCCCGCUCUAAGGCAGAGAGACUCUAAAAUGAUAUCACAAUUGGAGCCUGUUGGAACCACCCCAAACAUCCCAACUCUUCAAAACAGAAGGAGACAUUCUUUCGAGCCUUCUGCUGGGUUUAUGAUGGGCAAAGUUAUAAUUCCCAGGGAGCGAUCUCAUGAAAGUGACUCGUCUUGGAUCUUUCAGAGUAAAGUGGCGUCCUUGAUCGAUCUUAAGGAGCAUUUGCUGGACGAAGUGAAAGAGUGGGAGACGUCUAGUCGAACUCGGUUUGCAAGCGAAAAGGAAAUCUUUGAAUUUUUGGAUGGGGUUCCCCUGAUGGCUCUCCAAGAGCUGUCAAAAAAGUCGGAGCAGCUAGUGAAGCUGACAGAUGAUAUUCUCAGUAUUAAGCGCGAAAGAGAAUUAUUCAGAAAGGAUACAAAACUGCCUGCUGGUGAUUCCUCUCAAACGGAGAGCGGCUCUUAUGCUCCUCAUCAUCCCUCUCCAUUGGAUACCACAGCACAAUCCCCCAUCAGAUCCUCGAACUUUGUAAUUCGAAAGAACUACGUCUUCUCCUCAAAACCGCAGUUACCACCAUUGUUGUUUAAGGAAACGCCCAGAAGACUUGAUAGCAUAGUCGAACAAAAUCCACCUAGAGGCACAUUUAGUGUGAAUCUAAAGCCACCCAUGGCGAAGGAUACCGAAAAGACGAAACAUGAUUCGAAAUAUCCAACCAAUUUUGUGGCGCCGCCACGUCCUGUAAGCCUUGACCAUGCUAGUUCGAUUGAUUCCCGUCCUCUUGGUGCGGCCAAAAUUGAGAAACAUUCGAAGAUGCGCAAUUCAUUGCCUAACGCUGGCACUUUCAAUUCCGGUUUCGGUUCUAAGAACAUGUCAUUGAAUGAAACAGGCUGCAACCACUGCUCGAGGAAAGACACACCUGAGUGGAGACGGGGGCCUUACGGAAACAGGACGGUCUGCAAUGCCUGCGGACUAUUUUAUGGGAAACUUGUGAAAAGAUUUGGUCAUCAAAGAGCAAACAUUUUCAUGCAUUAUAGAAAGAACACCCAACCAGCCGAUCGAAGAGUUCCGGCGACGUUCCAUAUACCAGAUCCCUUUUUGAGUCAAGCGCUGACCUUGGAGUAG
Messenger RNA from Lachancea mirantina, 1539 nucleotides. NCBI's taxonomy places the organism in Eukaryota, Fungi, Ascomycota, Saccharomycetes, Saccharomycetales, Saccharomycetaceae. The record is from the annotation of a GenBank genome assembly.